Messenger RNA from Bactrocera oleae (olive fruit fly), 1305 nucleotides. The record is from RefSeq and is a predicted model, not a curated record. Lineage: Eukaryota; Metazoa; Arthropoda; Insecta; Diptera; Tephritidae.
AGAUAUUAACUACUCAGCGCAUUCAAAAAUUGCUAUCGGUGGAAUGGAUAAAGUAUGUCAAUAUUGUCGGGCAUUGAAAUUUCGGAAUGAAGCAGCCGCUCCGCCGGAGCCUUUAUUAUCUUCUUACUGGCAAUUCAGAUGAUUCCAAAUUAUUUUUGCGUAUUAUACGCAAAUUUAAUUCUUGCUUCCAAAUGACGUCAUUUGGGGCAACUAAAAUUUGCGAUCGUGCAUCCGAUGGACGUAAUUUUGAAACUACAUUCAAAAUUCAAGGCCAGGUGUACCAUAAACCGGAUCACUGAUGCCAAUGCCUGAUAACAAUCCGAAAUUUCUUCAAAUUUAUUUUAUGGGCGAUUGUGAAGAGCGCGUGACGACUUGGUGCCUGUAUAAUUUUAUUGAACAAGCAGAGGAAAGAGCAAUUGUGAUAUUAUUGGAAAAUUUUUUAGAAGAUCACAAUCAACUAAUUCAAUUGAUCAAAAGAGUUGUGCCACGACUGCAAAAUGACAAUUAUCAAAUCGUCAUAAAGGCCGACAAAGUACCAUUAGGUGAACAUGCUGGUAGAUUCAACGCUCCAACUCUUGAUGAGGUUGCUGUUAUCAUGGUUGGUGAUCCAGUUGACAAUAGAUUUAUAAAAAUGACACGGCGAGACAAUACUGUCAGUACGAUUUCGGAUCUACACCGUUCAUAUGACGCACUACAAUAUCCAUUGAUAUUUUGGCAAGGACAAGAUGAAUAUCACCUUAAUAUCAAACAGUAUGAUCCAAAUACCGGUGAUUACAGAAAUAAAAGUUAGCUCAAUGAACUACUACGCACACCGAAUAAUGGUUAGACAACAUCAAGACAAUUAUAUCCUUCGAUAUCGUCAGCUGUUCCAUCAAUACAUUGUUGAUAUGUAUGCUAAGGUCGAAAGCGAACGCUUGCGAUUCCUUCGAUUCAACCAGGCAAAACUACGAUCGAAAGAAUAUAUUCACUUACGAGAUGCUGUUUCUGGAAACAUCGAUGGAAAUUUAAAUCCCAAGGACAUCGGUAAUGCUUUCACUUUACCUUCAAGCUACAUCGGCAGUCCACGGAACAUGCAGGAAUACAUACAAGAUGCGAUGACUUACGUACGUCUUACAGCCGACCGGAUUUAUUUAUUACAUUCACAUGUAAUCCGAAUUAGGAAGAGAUACAAACUUUACUAUUGCCAGGACAACAAGCCAUUAAUCGUCAUGAUUUAACUGCACGUGUGUUUAAACAAAAAUUGAAAUCUUAAUUGAUUUUAUUGUUAAAUAUUCAAUUUUGGCACACCGUUGUUGGCUGUAUACG